Molecule: messenger RNA, 321 nt
Organism: Strongylus vulgaris
Lineage: Eukaryota; Metazoa; Nematoda; Chromadorea; Rhabditida; Strongylidae
Source: the annotation of a GenBank genome assembly
AUGGAGUGUCAGCUCUCUGUAGAACUUCUGCUGAAGCGAGCACUGUCAAUUCCAUCGGUGCGAGUGCUCUCACGGCCACUUCUACCGCCUAUGUCGCAUACGAUUGAGAUCUCGCUUGCAGUCAGUGAUCUUGUCGGCUUGGAACAUCUUGACAGAGUGUGCUGUGUGCUAUGGCAGAAUGACACUGAGAAUGAAAAGCAUUGGCGUCAUCUUGGCACGAGCAAGCCGGCUGUUGUUUUCACCAGAAGUGUCGAAUUUGAAGACAAGAUUUCCUAUAAAUAUGUCUUUGAGAAGGCUCAACUCAUCAAAAUUGACAUGUGA